AUGAUGGACUCCCUCGCCUGGGUUGACGGCAUCGCCAAUCCGAUUACCCGCGUCGCAGACCAAGCCUGGUCAGACUCGCAGAUCUGCGGCGGCAAGCCGUUCUGCGCCAAGCCUUUUGUCAAUGCGCCGACGUACCACCUCAUGGACCAGCACGGCUGCGCCGAGAACGAUCCGAACGGGCCCGUCUUCGACCCGGUCCACGGCGUCUUCCAUCACUUUUACCAGAUCCACCUCGCCGCCCCGCCCGGGCACGACAACCGGCACGCGGCGCACGGCCCGGACUACGGCCACUUUGUCUCCAAAGACUUUGUGUCGUGGGCGGCAAUGCCCGUCGCCAUCUGGAACGGGCUCGACGCGUCUGCCUGGCCUCCCCGGGCUACUCCGUACGACAACCAGGCCCAUCUUGACGGGCUCCGCAGGCGGCGGCGCACGGGGCGCCUCCUCACAGGCGAGGGGCCGGGCAUCGUCCAAAUCUAUCCCGGCCUCUGCAACAAGGCAGACUGGCCCGCAUGCGAGACGGGCACUCUGCUCGCGCAGGCGGCAGCGGCACUCUACCUCCCGACGGCGGUGCCGGCAGACUACGCCUCCGACCCGCUCCUCGCCAACUGGACAAAGCCGAGCUACAACCCGAUCAUGGAGAACACGCAGCGCGACCCGUCGACGCCGCAGACGCCGUCGGGAGAGUGGCGGCUGCGCACGUUCAACUCGAUGGUGUACGGCUCCGCGUCCAGCAAGGACCUGCUCGCGGGCAAGUGGUACGAGAUCGGAAAGUCGGACGACUUUCGGCAGUGCGAGUGCCCGAGCGUGUACCCGCUCCCCGCCGCCACGCCGGGCAGCGGGGCUGCGCACGAGGGCACCGAGGCGGCGUAUGAGGAGGCCAGGCGGGCUGGGAUGCCGGACACGGAUGUCUUUGCGCAGAAGCGGAUCGACCAGGGCAACUUUUACGCGUCCAAGGACAACGAGCGGAUCAACUGGGGGUGGGCGACGGUUCCUCCAGCGUCGGCCCAGACUCUGCCUCGGGAGGUCACUUUCAACGCAGAGGCGCGCGUGCUGCAGCAGUACCCGAUCGAGGAGAUCGCCGGCUUGCGAGCGGCCGCAGCAUUCGACAGGCGCCCGCUCGCCGCCGGGCGAGGCGUCGCUGUGCGGGGCAGUGUCGGGCUUGGCAUCGGUUGCUCCGUCAACUACACGGCCGGCGCCGCCAACGCCUCCGUCGCGUGCGGCGGCGCGCACGCCUCGCUGUCGCUGCGAGCCCACACCCGCCCGCUUGACUACUGGCGAAUGGCAAACUCCAGGCACUGGACGUUUGUCGAGGCCUACUUCCAGCGCGGCCGCGUCGCCAUCACCGCCAAGGCCGCCUUCUCUCCCGACACCGUCGCUUCGCUCACGUCCAACGUCACCGUCGCCGCGGACGUGUCGCUCUUCCCGAUGAAGUCGAUCUGGGUCGACCCGGACAAGGGGCUCACGGCGGGGUCGCACACGGCAGGGGUCACGGGGCCGCUGUGGAGCGACGUGGUCAGGGGGACGACGAGACACAAAUGGGACAAGCGCCAGCGGAUCAAGGAUCAGCACGGCGAGCGCGAGAUUGAAUUCGCCGACGUGGAUGAUCAUAACGUGGUGACAAAGACCGUCAUGGGAGCGCGGGUGCGGCAGCAGGCGGGGGUGCCACACGGAGCGCACCACGAGAGGAUCAUGCGGGGCGAGGCGGGGAGGGAGACCCCGGGCGCCGCCACAAGGAGCGACCUCAGGGGCUGCCUCGUCUGUAAGGCCGCGAGGGACGCGGCGAGGAGGGCAGCACUAAAGCGGGACCCGCUGUGUCCGAUCGUGCGGAAAGCCGCGCAGCAAUGGACCGAGGAAGAUGAGAACCCGCCUAGAGCGACAAUGGCGCACGUGCUUAGCGGCGCCUGCCUGGGGAAUAGGGAGCAGGCCAGAUGGUUCCUCAGAGUAGCGCGAGCGCAGACAGGGACGGCGAUCAGCAAAGUGGCACAGGCGGCACCCGACUCCAAGGAGACGCUGAAGACGCUGAGGAUGGCGCAUGUCGCUGCGCUGAAGGGCUCACGCUACAGGGUGCUGGACGAGGACGGGUACGAUACACUGGCCCCCGCAGUCGGGGGGGUGUUGCCAGCACUGGUAGAUGACCUCUCGGAGAAGAGCCGAAGGGACCUUGGCACCGGGGUCACGAGGAACUUGCAAGUCGUGGCCGAGGCGGCGACGGGAGCGGGAGUCGCGGAGGAGGAGGGAUAA
This is a messenger RNA of Emiliania huxleyi CCMP1516, 2241 nucleotides long. RefSeq lists its product as hypothetical. The transcript has 16 exons. NCBI's taxonomy places the organism in Eukaryota, Haptophyta, Isochrysidales, Noelaerhabdaceae. Gene Ontology annotation, biological process: carbohydrate metabolic process. The coding region runs from base 1 to 2241 and encodes 746 amino acids. Gene Ontology annotation, molecular function: hydrolase activity, hydrolyzing O-glycosyl compounds. The record is from RefSeq and is a predicted model, not a curated record.